This is a messenger RNA of Dreissena polymorpha, 3087 nucleotides long. RefSeq lists its product as uncharacterized. The transcript is spliced from 5 exons. NCBI's taxonomy places the organism in Eukaryota, Metazoa, Mollusca, Bivalvia, Myida, Dreissenidae. The record is from RefSeq and is a predicted model, not a curated record. The coding region runs from base 497 to 1027 and encodes 176 amino acids.
UUCAAAUGUCAUCUUACUAUUAGUCUUAGUGCAGUUAGGCUGUAGACAAAACAUUCAUUUGUUUUGAUAGAACUAACACAUGCCUGUAUAACCGAAAGUAAGAAAAUUAAGCAUUAAUAUAUAUAUUCAUAAUGUUUCAGUGACCUAUGAACAAAAACAAUGUCUACAAAUAUUUGGCAGCUGCAUGUUUGCAACUGAAAAUUAUGUUUUUAAAUCAUUUGUAAUAACUUCAAGUCACUGAAGUUCUAGGCAUGUUUAAUUGUCUCAAAUAAUAUCACUAGUAUUAGUAGCAUCUAGCCUAUCAAGCGUCUGUGUGUUUGUGACGAUUAAAUGUAUGUUCUGAAAAUGACGGCCUUGUUUAGUCUAUUCUAACACUAUUAUUAGCACAUACAGAGCCCUAAUCAACAGAUCCGUUCACCAUAAUUCCUUACAGCUCCAGUGUCGCACAAUGUUCUAGGACAGUGCGUCAAAUAAAAGACAUGUAUGCGCAGUUGAAAUGUCGAGCCAAAAAAAAGAGUCUGACAGAAAAGAAACUGGAGGGGGGCCUCCAGCUGUAUUAACCACCGUGGAAGACCUGGUCAUAGAUGGCAUCCGCGACAAGCCACAGCUGAUUGGCAUUCCGGGUGGCAUUGAUUCAGGCGUGGCUGAUGUGGCUGAGAUGGCAGACACUGAUGAAGCCUCAGCCAAGUGUACACUAACUGUUGCUGAGUGUACAUCAAAGCCUGCAACUGCCUCGAAUGUAGCCACUUCUUCAACAUCAAGACCAUCAAAAGAAUCGUUGAAAAAGAGAAAGAGAAACAGAUGCUAUGAAGAAGAGCUGCUUGAGCUGGAAACAAUACGUGCACAGGCUGAGUUGGACCUGUGGUUGCAGAGGCAACAGCAGGAAAAACAGCUACAUGAUCUUAGAAUUAAGGUGAUCACAGAGGCUGCAGAGCAAGAGAGACAACUUUUUACUUUAAAAAAAGAGUUGUUAAACUCAAAUAUAAAGUCUGCAAUGGAUCAAGGCCUUCUUUUGUUUGAAUCUUAAACUUAACAUGUUUCUAGGGGCAUAUCGACUGCUAAUAGACAAGUUAAAUAGCUAUUAUUUGCAGAAACAGCUACAUAGGACUGAUUUAUGCAUGUUUUAUUAAUUAAAUGUAUAAAUAAUGUGUGACACUCAAAUAUGAAUAAGUGAAACACCACUUACCAUAAAUAAAGGACCAAGUUUGGUAAAUGAUGAAAGUGCUAUACUGAUGGGCAGAUGGUGUUCCACUUAUUCAUAUUUUAAUGUCAUACAUUAUUUAUACAUUUAAUUCACAUAGCAUGCAUGAAACAGUCCUUUGUAGAUUUUGCUGCAAAUAAUAUCCAUUUAACUUGUUGUUAGCAGUAAAUAUGCCCCUUGAAACAUGUUUGACUCAAGAUAUAUUUGUGUCCGGUGAAAUAUUUUACAACUGACAGGCCAUAUGGGGGGCAUGCAUGUUUUGCAUACAGCCCUUGUUAUUAUAUAACUAUAUGUUCUUAAAAGAAAGAUUCUGCGAUGUGGUCUCUGUAACUGUUUCCAGACCCAUCUCCUUCAUAAACAACACGUGGCUGAUCUGUGUCAUCCUCACAUGUUCGUGAAAACAUGUCUUGCCUCUCUAAUCCAAUGUUAUGAAGAAUGACACACGCGACUGUUAUUUUGGCUGCUCUGUCAGGUUUUACUCUAAGUCCAUAAUGUAGACAUGGAAACCUACGCUUGAGAACGCCAAAAGCUUGCUCGAUCACCACUCUUGUAUGACAUAAGGAUAUGUUAAACCGUUCCUGUAAAUGAAACAACAUACUAAUAAUAUUGCAAUCAUUCCACUAAAUGUUAAGAACUAAUGCUAGUUUGGUGACAUUUCUUUAUGCCUGUAAGUAAAUAUUAAACCUUUUCAUGAUGAUUAGUAUUUAUGCCCCCCUUCGAAGAAGAGGGGGUAUAUUGCUUUGCUCAUGUCGGUCUGUCGGUUGGUCCGUCCACCAGGUGGUUGUCAGACGAUAACUCAAGAACGCUUGUGCCUAGGAUCAUGAAACUUCAUAGGUACAUUGAUCAUGACUAGCAGAUGACCCCUAUUGAUUUUGAGGUCACUAGGUCAAAGGUCAAGGUCACGGUGACCCUAAAUAGUAAAAUGAUAUUCGGAUGAUAACUCAAGAACACUUUUGCCUAGGAUCAUGACACUUCAUAGGUACAUUGAUCGUGACUCGCAGAUGACCCCUAUUGAUUUUCAGGUCACUAGGUCAAAGGUCAAGGUCACAGUGACAAAAACGUAUUCACACAAUGGCUGCCACUACAAUGGACAGCCCAUAUGGGGGGCAUGCAUGUUUUACAAACAGCCCUUGUUUUGUUUAAUCUAAGGUUAACACAAUUUAAUUCUGAAUAUGUUACAUUGUUUUAAAGAUCCAUUUAAUAACUAUACCUUACAAGGACUGUCGGUGUUUUGAUAUGGUGUCAUAAGAUACCUCUUGCAUCCAUAGCCAGAGUCACCAAGCAGAAGACCGUCGAUUUCACCUGUUAUAAUAAAAAAGAAAGAUCAUUUUGCAGCACUGUAAUGUCAAACAACGAUAUCAAGCAGUGUAUUGUUUAAUGCAUGCAAGUUUAUGACAUAGUUAUAACGUUAUUGAUGUAAUAUGUUGUUGUUUAUGUUACAUUUAAAUAAUUGUGAUAUUAGUUACUGUGAUCAUUUGGAAUGAUGUGAUUUCAAUGAAGUUCAAUUUUUGUUGUUAGUAUGAAUUAUUUAUUGGGCUGAUGAGACGCUAAUUCAAUUGUGUCAUUGCGUAAAAAAGUGAUGUUUUAAGUUGCUUUCAUUUGUCAAAUGUGAUGUGAUAAUAAUACAUGUGAUCGUUUUAAAAGCUGUUAUAUAAAAUAAAACCAGACUUGACAGAUAGAUAGAUGGAUGGAUGGAUGGAUGGAUGGAUGGAUGGAUGGAUAGAUAGAUAGAUAGAUAAUUUAUAUAUAUGGCUGGUGAUCAAACCUACUUGAAAAGAUGGAAACGCUUCAAUAAAAUAAAAUUGUGCUUGUUAAUUUUGAUGUACCGGUAAUAAUUCUGUGCUUAAAUAAAUGUGUGCAAUGAAUGAAUAAAAUCAUAAUACUGA